GAUCCACACAGACUCGUUGCCCGGGACGACGUUGCAUGGAAAGUGACGCCUAAGUAAUAAAACACGGCUGUGCUUCAGUACUUAUUUACACACCGUGGUCUGUCAGCGAUUGUGUCCAUCCUCCGCGGUCAGUCUUUUUCAGAAGGAUGGCUACUAAAGUUGCUUCUACCACAAUGAUCGGCCCUGAGUCGUGGAGGAAUUCAACUUUGAAAGGUAUAAAACUGUCUCAAAACAUAGUUCACAAAAGUGAUAAAAGUUGUGAUAUUGGCAGAGCCUUUGAUCCACUGCCACACUUGAGAGACACAGUUGUUCAGUUGAGUAAUGAAGAAAUCAGAAGAUAUACUAGAGAUGUGAGGGCUGUUGUAGCAAAGCUGAGAGAAAGUUUGUUGGAAACAAAUGAAGAAAUAAAAUCGUUAACAAGAGGAAAGGAAGCACUGGAAAAAGCACUUGAACACACAAGGAAAGAUCUGAAGUUGAAUAAAGACAGUAAUGAUGUCAGAUUGUCAAGACACACAAGAGAAAAGCCUCACGAUGGUGCUGAUGACCUGCUGAACGGCGAGAGGGCUCACCUGCUGAACAACAAGAAGACGCUGGAGGCUCAACUCAAGUCUGUGCAGGAACAGCUCCAGAUUUUGGACAAGGCCCGGAAGCACCUGUUUGCCACACUGCAGGAGCGUUCCCGUGUGCUGGAUUUUCUGUGCCACGCACUAUCGUUUAACAACGCCAACUCCAAUCAAGAUAGUCGCACCAAGAGCUCCACAGAGGGUCGGUUGUCUCGUCUGGACACUACUCGUCUUGGAGCCAGUCAAGCUGAUCCCAUCGGACCAUACACGCCCGAUGCCGACAUUGCCCUCGCUGAUGCUUUGGAAGCCCGAUGUCGGUCAGGCUACCUCCGGCAGGAACUCCGGGAGACCAUUGACAGAGUGGAGAGGCUACAGAAAGCAGCUCACAAGUCCGUCAACGAUGGUCUCACUCAGAAAGUUGCUGAGACAGUAACGCUCAAGCAACACCUGGGGGUGGGCCUGGGGGAGAACCGCCACGCCAUCCAUCGAGCACAGCGCUGGUAUGACUCUACAGAACGAGCCCGAGGAAACGCUCUGGGUCCUGUGAUGAGUGCUGACAUGACAACAAGGGAACGUCUCGAUCGACCUCUGGUGCGAGUGUUCCAGCGUCACCCUGGUACACAGCUACCAGAAGCUCAACACAUGAUCAGGGGCGGAGACGGUCUGCUCCAGUCUCUCACUGCCACAAGUCGGAACAUUGGCCUGCUGCGUCUCUCCCACCUCAAGCUCCGUGAUGACAUCCGCAGCAAGAGCGCAGCCGCUGAUAUCGACAGCAGCAUCAUGCGCAUGAGGCGUCGUCGAGGGGAUCAUCGCUGGACCCUUGGGUCUGCCUUUUAAGGGCAAAUGAUACGGAACAGGGGUUCAAAUAGAAAAAUAAAUACCACAGUAUUAUUUUCACCAUAUUAUAUCAAUACUACAGAAUGCACAACAGCAACUGCACCUAUUGCUGUCAGUAUUAUAAAGUAUUCAUCGGGCAUAAGUAUUCACUGCUGAAAGUAUUAAGAACAUUGCUGUUUUGACAAUAACUGUUCAAAGGGGGGUAACUCUUGAACGGUAACUGUUUCCUUUGAAUGUAUAAUUUUUUGUGUUUCUUGUUGAAUGGAAAUAUUUUUGAUACAAACAGUUCAAAAGACAUUUUAUCUAAACUGUACAUUAUUUAUUUUGCUUAUCAAACAACAACAUUUUCCAGCUUGUGCGUAGUUUCAAAAUUGAAACGGAUUGUAAUGAUUAUCAGUAUUUCUAUAUUAAUGUGUAUUAUGCUCAUCACAUAUUUGUACAGUCUAGGUUUUGUGUUAUAUGAUAUAGCAGAUGUCUUUCAAUUGGUGUGAGAGUGUUUUAAGCAGUAUUAGAAUAUAAAAUUGUAAAUAAUUUUCAUGUGAAUAUAUUGUGUACAUCUCUACAGGUUUUUCUAAAGGUUUCCAACUAUACAUCUAGAUCCUGCUAUGUGGUUAUCUGUUGAUUUCAUUGUUUGUUGUCUGUUCUCGGUAUUUCGUUAUCAAAGCUUUAUUUCAGCUAAGACCAUCAUGAAACAAAUAAGAGCAAGAACAGUUUUAGCAACUUUUCCGUUAUUUUUUUAACAUUGAGAAACUUUUAUGUUGAGUUCUGAACCUGUGUUUAGGAUUUCACACAAGCAAGGUUCCAUCAGUCAUGAUAGUUUGUUGUCAAUUCUGAUUAAUGUUUAUAUACCAUAAACGUUGAGAAUUGAAAGAUAUUGAAUUGUCAGAGUUAAUAAGCUCAUAACGGAAAGAAAAAUUACCCUUCAUUAUGUCAGUGUUUGAUUCAUGCAACUUCACUUGCUGAUUUGUGCAAAUCUUCUCCUAUCAGUUUCAAAUAAUUCCUUUUGGGAUUUCAGAAGUUGAUCGUUACUCAUUGAUUUGUGUUCAAGAGGUAACAGUUUCGUGAGGGAGAAGAUUUACAUAUGACACUACCAAAAGCUAUUGUCCCAAUUGUAAUGCGAUAACUUUUGAUUCAGUUGGUUUUAAAACCUGGAGUUGUGUUAUAGAAUGUUAUAUCAGUAUUUGAUUUGACCUGUGAUAUUGUUACAGUUUUAUACAUACAUUAACUGGAAUGCAGUGUUUGCCUGUGGAAAUAUUUACGUGUACCAACAUACCCAGUUACAGUGGAUACCGAUGUUCAAAUUGAGCUACCUUUGUACUACAUGGUUAGACGUUCAUUAGAGACAUUUAAAUGCUGCUCAGUUCAGGUCUUAAAUAAAGACUCUUAAAAUUG
Molecule: messenger RNA, 2792 nt
Organism: Haliotis rufescens (red abalone)
Lineage: Eukaryota; Metazoa; Mollusca; Gastropoda; Lepetellida; Haliotidae
Product: coiled-coil domain-containing protein 105-like
Exons: 6
Coding region: 147-1400 (417 amino acids)
Source: RefSeq, a predicted model, not a curated record